Molecule: messenger RNA, 585 nt
Organism: Capsicum annuum
Lineage: Eukaryota; Viridiplantae; Streptophyta; Magnoliopsida; Solanales; Solanaceae
Exons: 5
Coding region: 1-585 (194 amino acids)
Source: RefSeq, a predicted model, not a curated record
AUGAGUACUAAAUUGUCGAAAGAAAUUUUGGAUGAACAGAUGAAACCAUCUUGGUUUAUGAAAGAGAGUGCCUCCGCUAGACCAACAAGUAACCAGUUAUCAAGAAUUAAAUGUCCAGUCGGAACUGUUCCUAUCAGAAGAACCACCAAAGAAGAUUUUAUUAGACGUAAACUUAUGCCACCACCAGAAGAUAUCAUGGUCAAUAGUUUUUUUACAGAUAGGGAAAACUCUCUUGAUUCAAAAAGAAGAAGAAUUAAACCUUUGAAAGGGUACAAGCUUGCAACUGUUUUUACUAAAGAUGAUCCAAAUAACAAAUUUGGAGGAGCCUCGAUGACAACUAAUGUAUAUAAUCCUCAUGUUGAACGUGAGCAACAUAGUGCAUGUCGAAUGAAAAUGACUAAAGGAACGAAUGUUAUACAAGUCGGUUGGAGAGUUGACCCUAUCUUGUAUGGUGACAAUUUGACUAGGUUAUUCAUACAUUUCGAGGAAUACGUUAUCGGCCCUCCUGUCGCAAUGGUGUGGGGCGUCAAAGGCUGUUACCCUGUGGCCAACUCAAAGGAGCUAAAGUUCGACACAGAGUUUUGA